Molecule: messenger RNA, 769 nt
Organism: Notothenia coriiceps (black rockcod)
Lineage: Eukaryota; Metazoa; Chordata; Actinopteri; Perciformes; Nototheniidae
Product: rho GDP-dissociation inhibitor 1-like
Exons: 6
Coding region: 121-732 (203 amino acids)
Biological process (GO): Rho protein signal transduction
Cellular component (GO): cytoplasm; membrane; cytosol
Molecular function (GO): Rho GDP-dissociation inhibitor activity; protein binding
Source: RefSeq, a predicted model, not a curated record
UGCGGGUGCCCGAAACUCGGGGCGGCGCCGUUCCCUUGUUCGCCAUACUUGCACAGGAGCGCAGAACAACGAAGGCUCCUACUGCAAAGACACCUGAAAUCGCCACUUAAAUAUUAAGACAUGGCCGAGGAUGACGUGACUCCAGAGCAGCUAGCAGCCAUUGCAGCUGAAAACGAAGAGCCAGACUCGGUGAACUACAAGCCCCCGGCCCAGAAGUCGUUGAAAGAGAUCCAGGAGCUGGAUAAGGACGAUGAGAGCCUACGCAAAUAUAAGGAAACUCUGCUUGGCUCUGGGCCCUCUGGCGCUGAUCCCACUACUCCCAAUGUCCAAGUGACCCAGAUGUCUCUGCUGUGUGAAACCGCCCCGGACCCGCUGAUCCUGGACCUGCAGGGAGACCUGGAAGCCUUCAAGAAGCAGUGCUUUGUUCUGAAGGAGGGCGUUGAAUACAAAAUAAAGAUCAGCUUUAAGGUGAACAAGGAGAUAGUUUCGGGUCUGAAGUACGUGCAGCAGACGUACAGGAAAGGAAUUAAGAUUGAUAAGUCUGACUACAUGGUGGGCAGCUACGGCCCCCGCUCCACUGAACACGAAUACUCCACCACGAUGGAGGAGGCCCCCAAAGGCCUGCUGGCCCGCGGAAACUACGUCAUCAAAUCCAAGUUCACCGACGACGACCAGCACGACCACCUGUCCUGGGAGUGGAACCUGAACGUCAAGAAAGACUGGAAAGACUAAAGGAGGCCUUCGUGUUCUUCCUGGGGGGGGGGGGGGG